This is a messenger RNA of Capsicum annuum, 375 nucleotides long. RefSeq lists its product as uncharacterized. The record is from RefSeq and is a predicted model, not a curated record. Bases 1 to 375 code for a protein of 124 amino acids. NCBI's taxonomy places the organism in Eukaryota, Viridiplantae, Streptophyta, Magnoliopsida, Solanales, Solanaceae. The transcript has 2 exons.
AUGGCUCCAUUCGAGGCUUUGUAUGUUAGGAGGUGUAGGUCUCCUAUUGGCUGGUUCGAUAUUGUUGAGGCAAAGAUAGAGUUUGAGUUUGAGCUCAAUUCAGCCGAUAUCCAUGUUUCUAUGUUAAGAAAGUGUUUGGAUGAUUCAUCGCAGAUUACACCUAUCAAUGAUAUUCGUAUGUUGGAUUCCCUGUGUUUUAAGGAGGUCAUGGUUAAAAUCUUGGAUUGGCAAGUUCAUCUGUUGAGUACCAAGGACGCAGCUUCGAUAAAAGUUUCGUGGAGGAACCAUAAGGUGGAAGAGUCUACAUAUGAAGCUGAAGAUGACAUGAAGUCCAAGCAUCCAUUCCUAUUUUCUGCUCUAAAAAUUUAUGCAUAA